GUUUCGUCAUCACCAACACGGAAGUGUAUGUGUGUAAUAUGGUGGACAGCCGCAGACUGUCAGGUGACCGCGUGAAUCAGACUCUUUAUUCGGAUAAGCAGUGAGCCGGAUGGUGUAGCAGGAGCGGCGGAGCGGCGGAGCGUUGGGGUUAGCGGCGAGCAGCGGGAGAGAUGCGGAGUCAUGGCGAUCGUCGGUUCGUUGCUGAAGCUGCUGCAGCGGCAGACCUACACCUGUCUGUCCCACCGCUACGGGCUGUACCUGUGUUUCGGCGGGCUCGUGCUCAUGAUCGUGUCCGCCUUCCAGUUCGGAGAGGUGGUGCUGGAGUGGAGUCGGGAUCAGUAUCAUGUCCUGUUUGAUUCCUACAGAGACAAUGUGGCUGGUAAAUCCUUCCAGACCAGGCUGUGUUUGCCCAUGCCUAUUGACGUGGUGUACACGUGGGUGAACGGUACUGAUGCUGAUCUUCUGAAGGAUCUACACACCGUGAAACAACAGCUGGAAGAGGAGCAGAGAAAGCUAAGAGAGAAGCUGGGGCAGAACGCGAGCGACACGACUGAGGCGCCCAAAGGAAGGCCCGAGUGCCUGCUGUCGCACUGCAUCGUGGGUCCGGCUCUGGUGUUGGACCCGGCGUUGUCCUCUAACGUCUCGGUGAAGGAGCUGUCGUCUAAAUCCGGCGCUCUGUCCUCCACCAAGCAGCUCCUGCAGGCCGCCAAACCCCUCCAGCCGUCCAGCAGUGUGUCUGUGCUUCUCUUCCACUCGCAGAGUGAAGCGGAUAAAGCUCACUCGGACGCCCCGAAGGAGUUUCCGAAGCACUCCGUCUCCAGAGCGUAUCUGACGACAGAUAAAGAGGCUCCGGGUCUGGUGAGGGUUCAGACGCUGGCCUACCUGAGUGGCUUCCCGUCCUCCUUCAAAGACACCGAGCAGCUGAGGGUCAAACUGCCGUCUGUGCUGACGAGCAAAAUCAAACAGCUUCAGCUGUACUCCGAAGCCAGCAUCGCUCUCCUGCACCUGAACACAGCCCAGGACUUCGCAGAUCUCCAACAACAGGCCAAGAAGAACCUGACCGUGGACGGUAAAGAGCUCACCGUCAGUCCCGCGUACCUGUUCUGGGACCUCAGUGCCGUCUCACAGUCGAAGCGGGACGAGGACGUGUCUGCCAGCCGCUUCGAGGACAACGAGGAGCUGCGCUAUUCGCUGCGCUCGGUGGAGAGACACGCCCCUUGGGUGCGACAUAUCUUUAUUGUGACCAAUGGGCAGAUCCCCUCCUGGCUAAACCUGGACAACCCCCGCGUUACUGUGGUUACCCAUGAGGAGAUCUUCCAGAACCAGUCCCAUCUGCCAACGUUUAGCUCUCCAGCCAUCGAAACACACAUCCAUCGAAUUCCAGGCCUCUCGCAGAAGUUUAUCUACCUCAACGAUGACGUGCUCUUUGGCAAGGACGUGUGGCCUGAUGAUUUCUACAGCCACUCGAAGGGCCAGAAGGUAUACCUGACCUGGCCUGUUCCUAAUUGUGCUGAGGGCUGCCCAGGCUCCUGGAUCAAAGAUGGCUAUUGCGACAAGGCGUGCAAUAAUUCUGCCUGUGACUGGGACGGUGGAGAUUGUCUAGGUGGAGCAGGCAGCAGUCGUUUUGGGGGCGGGGCUGUUGGGGGAGUGGUGGGAGGAGCUGGACAGCCAUGGCAGUUUGCUGGUGGUUUAGGAGGCCUGGGCGGGGUGUCUUUCUGCAACCACGGCUGUGCCAACUCUUGGUUGGCCGAUAAGUUCUGUGACCAGGCGUGCAACGUGCUGGCCUGCGGGUUUGACGUGGGAGACUGCGGACCAGACCACUUCAGUAAGCUGCAUCGCGUCGUUCUGCAGAGGAACCAGACGCUCUACACCUUGCCUCAAGGCGAGCUACGUCCGUACUUCAGCUUUUCGUCUCUGGCCAAUCGGGUUUCAGAGGCACUGGUCAGCGACAACCCCGUGGUGCGCCACACGUCCGUCGCCAACAAGUGGAAAACGGUGCACCUGCUCCUGCUGGAGGGCUACAACGCCACCCAAAUCCACUACAACCUCACCUUCCAGGGCGAUCAGGACUUCACCAUGAGCUUUACUCUCGCAGUGGACACUCGCAAGCUUCCUAAACCGAACACGUCAGAAACGGUUUCCAAUAAAACGGAGGUCCAAAAUAACGACCCUGAGCCCACCAGGGCAAACCUGGAACCGGAGUUUGUGUUCUCGGACAUCCCGGUCGAGAAGCAAGGGCCCCGAGUGCAAAAAGAGCCCCCCGUAGGGUUCGACGCGGUCGUAGAGGUGCCUGUGAUGAACACAUCUCUUCUGCCUGAGGAAGUGAGGCACGAGCUGCAGAUGCUGGAUGAGAAGAUUCGACUAGGGGACAUCACUGAGAGAGGCUACAAUUUGACCAAAGCCAAAUUACUGAAGGCUUUCCAGAGAAAGCUUUCUGAGCUACAGGGAAACAACGGAGCGUUUAAGAAUCAGGAAGCAGCAGGGAAUAAAAGAGAAACAGGAGGUUCUCCCGUCCCGGUUAAGAUCGACAGCGCGCCUCUCCAAGAGCAGUCUCGAGCCACGGGCACGGAGAAACUCCCUCCCUCCAGACUGCUCGGUUCACUGGUAGGGAACCACGCCGGGCAGCAGCUUCACCACGGAGACGGGGAAGACGACGUCGUACAGCGUGUGGGCCGUAAGCUCCGACAGUACCCGGGGAUCGAACGGAGCUUCCUGCCGUGGGAAAAGAGCAAAUAUUUCGAGGACCUUCUCGAGGAAGGGGAGCGGCUGGAGCGAGAGCUGCAGUACAAGACCGACGGCACGGCAACAGGACGGAGAUUGCAGGACACCUUUGCCGAUUCUCUUCGCCACGUUAACAAGCUCCUGAACGGCAAAUUUGGCUUCACGUCUCGCAAAGUGCCCGCGCACAUGCCGCACAUGAUCGACCGCCUCAUAAUGCAGGAGCUGCAGGACACCUUCCCUGAAGAGUUCGACAAGACUUCCUUCCACCGCGUGCGCCACUCCGAGGACAUGCAGUUCGCCUUCUCUUAUUUCUAUUUUCUGAUGAGCGCUCUGCAGCAGCUCGACGUGUCGCAGGUCUUCGACGAGAUCGACACCGACCACUCGGGGGUGCUGUCUGACCGGGAAAUCCGCACGCUUGCGACUCGCAUCCACGAGCUCCCGCUCAGCCUACAGGACCUUACUGGUUUGGAGCAGAUGCUGAUAAACUGCUCAAAGACUCUGCCCGCUAAUCAGACCGAGCUCCACACGGUUAACCCCACCCAGGAGGCCUACUACGACCCCGGCAUGCCUCCAGUUACUAAAGGUCUGGUGAUUCACUGCAAGCCCAUCGCAGAGAAGAUUCAGAAAGCCUUCAAGGACCAGAACAAAUACAAGUUCGAGAUCAUGGGAGAGGAGGAGAUUGCUUUUAAAAUGGUACGAACCAACGUGUCCCACGUGGUAGGCCAGCUGGAUGACAUCAGGAAAAACCCGAGGAAGUUCAUCUGCUUGAACGACAACAUCGACCACAGCCAUAAGGACGCCGGCACAGUGAAAGCCGUGCUGAAGGAUUUCUACGAGUCCAUGUUCCCGCUGCCGUCGCAGUUCGAGUUGCCACGCGAGUACCGCAACCGCUUCCUCCACAUGGCCGAGCUGCAGGAGUGGCGAAUAUAUCGGAACAAGUUGAAGUUCUGGACUCACUGCGUACUGGUCACGCUGGUCGUUUUCACAGUCCUCUCCUUCUUUGCGGAACAGCUGAUCGUGCUGAAGCGGUGGCUCUUCCCCAGGCGCAGGGUCAGCAAGCAGGCCGAACGUGUGUGACGCCGAGGGCGAGAGAACAUGGCCGGAGAGGCUGACACACUCCUCGUGUAGGGAUGUGGACUAACCCCGUGCAGACUCUCUCUUUCUUUUCCUGCUGGAGGAGGAGGAGGAAGAAAUCUCUUACCAAAGUUUAUGAUGAGAAACUGAAUGACUGAGUAGGACGGUUGCAUGCUUCCUCCAUGUGAUGGUGUGUGUGUGUGUGUGUGUGUGUGUGUGUGUGUGUGUGAGUGGAGAUCACCUCAGACACUCCGUUUUGUGCGAUUGCUGUCCUAAACUCAGCGGAAGACUGUCGACAUCUUUAUUGUCACACUGCAUUUAUUAUUAUUGUUAUUUUUAACCGAAGCCGUCUCGUCAUCCUGCAUACCAGUGCCUUCUUCUACCGAGAAGUGAAACGUGAGGGAUCAUCACAACUAAUCAUCGAUGCAUCGUCACUCUUUUUUUUUUUUUUUUUCUCUCUCUCUCUCUCUCUCUCUCUUUUCCUAAGAAAAAUAAAAUGUCUUUCUUUCUGAUUCACCCCCCAAGUAUGAUUUUAAACUUGUAAUGUGAACUUUUCCGCAGUGAAGACGGUCGGCGAGGAAAUCUCUCCAGCUUCGGAGUGUGUGGGAAAUGAUUUCAAACUCGUCCACCGUUCACUCCGAGUCCUCGUGCAAGCCAUGCAGAUGUAAAUACUUUGGGGUUUUUUUUUAAUUAUAAUUUUUAGAAAAAUUUAAAUGAGUUAAAACGGUUGGAAAAGUGUAAAAUGGACUGCAGGCAACACGAGGGUUUAUUUUUCCUCCAUUUGUUUCAUUUUAAAUGGUUUUUUUUUUGGGUGUGUUAAAUUUCCUUGUGUUCAGAAAUAAAAUGUAAAUUACA
Messenger RNA from Ictalurus punctatus (channel catfish), 4650 nucleotides. It is a transcript of the gene gnptab, whose product is annotated as N-acetylglucosamine-1-phosphate transferase subunits alpha and beta. The record is from RefSeq and is a predicted model, not a curated record. Gene Ontology annotation, molecular function: UDP-N-acetylglucosamine-lysosomal-enzyme N-acetylglucosaminephosphotransferase activity; calcium ion binding. The transcript is spliced from 21 exons. NCBI's taxonomy places the organism in Eukaryota, Metazoa, Chordata, Actinopteri, Siluriformes, Ictaluridae. Gene Ontology annotation, biological process: N-glycan processing to lysosome; carbohydrate phosphorylation. The coding region runs from base 181 to 3798 and encodes 1205 amino acids. Gene Ontology annotation, cellular component: Golgi apparatus.